Centropristis striata (black sea bass) is the source of this 4273-nucleotide messenger RNA. It is a transcript of the gene gdi1, whose product is annotated as GDP dissociation inhibitor 1. The record is from RefSeq and is a predicted model, not a curated record. Bases 263 to 1606 code for a protein of 447 amino acids. Gene Ontology annotation, biological process: vesicle-mediated transport; small GTPase-mediated signal transduction; protein transport. The transcript has 11 exons. Gene Ontology annotation, cellular component: cytoplasm. NCBI's taxonomy places the organism in Eukaryota, Metazoa, Chordata, Actinopteri, Perciformes, Serranidae. Gene Ontology annotation, molecular function: Rab GDP-dissociation inhibitor activity.
GCUCCACGAACAGGGCCAUCUUUGGUCGUCCUCGCCGGUGACAGUGUGGACAGUUUUAUUCCAUUGGCCACUAAUACCUGAUGAUAAAUAAAUAACAAUUUAACCUUGAACGAGCCGUUUUUAAAGCACUCGCGCAGAGAAAAGGGAGUCAAAACCCCCCCGUUUUCCUGUGGAUUCACUGGAGAUUUUUCUUUUUUCCCCUCCGAUACCCUUCAUUUCUCAAGGCAAAAAGAGGGCGAGACGGGAGAGGCGGUGAUACAACAUGGAUGAGGAAUAUGAUGUGAUCGUUUUGGGCACCGGACUCACAGAAUGCAUUCUCUCCGGGAUCAUGUCUGUGAAUGGGAAAAAGGUGCUGCACAUGGACAGGAACCCCUAUUAUGGUGGCGAGAGCUCCUCCAUCACCCCUCUGGAGGAGCUGUACAAGCGCUUCAAUCUUCCAGAUAGCCCGCCCGAGUCGAUGGGCAGAGGAAGGGACUGGAACGUUGACCUCAUCCCCAAGUUUCUCAUGGCCAACGGUCAGCUUGUGAAGAUGCUGCUAUACACAGAAGUGACACGGUACUUGGACUUUAAAGUCGUGGAGGGAAGCUUUGUCUACAAAGGAGGAAAGAUCUACAAGGUGCCGUCAACCGAGACUGAGGCACUAGCUUCAAAUCUGAUGGGAAUGUUUGAGAAGCGAAGGUUUCGGAAGUUCUUAGUCUUUGUGGCCAACUUUGACGAGAAUGACCCCAAAACCUUUGAGGGCGUGGACCCCAAAACCACAACAAUGAGGGAUGUUUACAAGAAGUUUGACCUCGGCCAAGAUGUCAUUGACUUCACCGGCCACGCCCUGGCCCUCUACAGGACAGAUGACUAUCUUGAUGUUCCCUGUUUGGACACGGUCAAUCGUAUCAAGCUGUACAGUGAAUCGCUGGCUCGGUACGGGAAGAGCCCCUACCUCUACCCCCUAUACGGUCUGGGAGAGCUGCCGCAGGGAUUUGCCAGAUUGAGUGCAAUCUAUGGAGGGACCUACAUGCUGAACAAACCAGUGGAUGAGAUCGUGAUGGAAGGUGGCCAUGUGAUUGGAGUGAAGUCCGAGGGCGAGGUUGCUCGUUGUAAGCAGCUCAUCUGUGACCCCAGCUACAUCGCAGACCGCGUCCGCAAGGCGGGUCAGGUGAUCCGUGUGAUCUGCGUCCUCAGCCACCCCAUCAAAAACACUAAUGACGCCAACUCCUGCCAGAUCAUUAUUCCUCAGAAUCAGGUUAACCGCAACUCAGACAUCUAUGUGUGCAUGAUCUCCUAUGCUCACAACGUGGCCGCCCAGGGGAAGUACAUCGCCAUCGUCAGCACCACAGUGGAAACCAGCGAGCCCGAGGCUGAGAUAGAGCCGGCUCUGGAGCUGCUGGAGCCCAUAGACCAAAAGUUUGUGGCCAUUAGUGACCUUUAUGAGCCCACAGAUGAUGGUACUGAAAGCCAGGUCUUCGCCUCGAGGUCCUACGAUGCCACCACUCACUUCGAGACAACUUGCAACGACAUCAAAGACAUCUACAAACGUAUGACCGGGAGCGACUUUGACUUUGAGAACAUGAAGCGCAAACAGAACGACGUGUUUGGGGAGGAUGAGCAGUGAGCGGGUAGAGGGGCUUCAGAGAGAGGGCGGGGCCGGGAGAGGAGGCGGGGCGAAAAAGGGGCGAAAAGAGGCGGCAGAGCCUGCGGUAGAGGGCCUGGGCUGCCUGGGCAGUCCUUUAAAAAACAAACGGGUGGGAGCGUGGCGGAGAGAGGGUGUGUGUUGCUGGGCUCUGCCGGCCCUCUGCUGUUUGCCUCCUUUUCCUUACGUCCCUCUCUCUCUUGACACAAACACAUAAAUGCUCACAAACACAAACACACACACACACACACACACACACACACACACGCUGUUCAAAUACUCACACUCCUUAUCUCUGUCACUGAAAAGCAGGGUUGAUACGGUCUUUCAUUCCAUUGUAGAAUUUACAGUAUAAUCAUGUCUUAACUAUUAUCAUUAGAGGUGAAUUUAUUACUUGUUGUUGGCGAUUUUCAAAAGCAUUUCAUUCUUUCUGUGACGUCUUUCUCCUCAUAUCAGAGGUCGGGCGGAAGAUUGAUAGCAGCGAGAGGCGUGAACGGCGAGCUCUGACAUGAGAGAUUUGUAAUGGCUUAGUGUAGAAUCCUCUGGAAGGGUCACCUCCAGUUGACAUGCAUGCAUCUUUUACACACAGUAGUAUUGUACAUAGACUCAAAUCGACACUGCGGUAUGACGGCUGGACCAUUCCACACAUCGCUCCUGUCAACCCUGCUUUCACUUUUCUCUUACUUGGUCUUUUACCUGUGUUUUCGUCAAAAGACGCCGCUCCUUUUGGCAAAAUCUGUUGGUCAGGCAAAAAAAAAUGUGAUGAAAAAUUACAUAUAAAUGGGCUGUUCUGUCAACUGAUAGUGCUCACUUUGCAAUGCUGUUGUGUUCCCUGUGCUAGCAGGCAAGCUAACCAGUGGCUAUUAACUGUCACCCCCAACCCAAACCACCCACCCCCCCGAAAAAAACUGUUCGUUUAUCUCUGUUGCGUAAUGUCAAUUUUGAAUUUUAAUAGUUUACUUUCUAACAUUUUAAAUUAUUGAAGAGUUUUAUUUCUAUAUAUUUGGUGCACAUUUCACUGGCUGAAGUUAUGAAGUUUACAGAUCUGAGGUUGAAACUGUGGUCUUCAAGUUGAAUAAAAAGGGAAGCAAAAGAGGCACGGAGAGGAUUUUUCUAGUGUUAGGAGGGGCUUUCUAUUAAGUAUUCUGGAAGAGUGAGGAAAAUAAAAUUAAUGACGGCUUGUUGAGAUGCGAGGAAGUGAGGCAGUGCGGGAAAAGAAUGUAUGUGGGAAAUGUUUUUGGUUUGUGGAAAGUUUCACUUUUUGAGUGAAGAGGGUGAAGACUGAAAUUUUGGCUCAUAGUGAAAGCACCAGAUUGUGUCUUGGUUGUUUCAACCCUUGUGUAUGUGAUUUAGGUAAAGCAUUCCCCCCUUAGGGACAAAAAAAAAUAAAAUGAAGUUGUUAAAUAAGCUGGAUACUCCCAUAACUUUAAAAGACUUUGUAGCAAAGGUGUGAAGCCACAGAUGAAGGUGUGCCCCGCAAGAACGAACCAAGAUGCUUUUAUUUGGUUGUAGCCUUAAUUUGGGGUCUUAUUCAAACGUUUUUAAACUGCUUUAUGUUAACUAACCAUUAGAGGCAGGUCAGUCUAGUGCCAAAAACGCUGUUGCUGUUAUUGGCAAAAGUUGCUGACGAUGUUUAAAGUGCAGUUUGGUAGUGUGCGUUGCUCUGCAGAUGUGAUUGUAUGCUACAGAAGGGAUAUUGUUUUCUAUCAGGGCUGUUACUGUACACCUGAGUGUAGAUCUCUGCAGUGCACGCUCACUCACAGCCAGAUUGAUUCUGUGGCUUGUUUCACAUCAACAACAAACAGAUGAGAUGCCCUGAUUGCUUCCUCUAAAAACACUCGAGCAUCUCACUUUAUCUCCACCACGACGAAUCCCUUAGCAGCUCUAAACAAAGUUAUCGUGCGUUUGGGGUGUUAUCUUACUGUUAUGCUCUAUUUAUUUGAAUUUCACUGAUGUAUUGUGAGAAGGUUUAUGUCAAAAUGCUGAAUAUGCUAUGCUAUUAGAUUAUGUUCUGAUGAUAAUAAUGGAUCUUAAAAAGUGAUGCACACAGAAAUUAUUUUGUUUUUGUUUGUUAUUUGCUGUGUCAUGUGUUACGUUCACCUUAUUCAGUGAUCAUUCCAGUGCUGCAUCAUGAUUUAAAUAUGAUUAUUACCAUUCCUAAGAAACAGGUUUUGAUGGAAGGAUAACAGCAACAGUCAGUCAGUGGUGGAGCUGAAAAAUCUAUACAGCUGUGUGUUCACACUGUGCGUCAUUCAACAUUGUGUGUGGUCUUAAUCCUGGAAACAUGUUUAUCUGAUAAAAACUGGAAUACUGUUUACUCUUUGAACAUAUCUGAAGCCCUCCCUCCCCUGCCCUUCCUCAGCAUCAGAUACUGUCCUCUCUCCCUUUUUUAAUUUAUUGAAAACAAAAGCCUCGUGUGGUUGUACUGUUUUAAUUCUCAUCCAGUUUCGGCCUUUUUGGAAACCACUAUUGACAAUAUCCCUUUGAAAAUUGACAAAAGAAAUAGUUGAGGCUGAGUAGUAGAAAACUUACUGUCCUUGUUUGAUCACUAGUACGUGAGCAAUGCCUAAUGUCUUGUGUAACAAAUAAAAUGAAUUAAACUAUGAAUGAAAUGAUAGAAAAAUAAAAAGCACAUGGCAAACCUGGAAA